AUGGAGGCGGUGGGCAAGCUGGGCAGAGGGCGGACGCCGGACCGUCAUCUCGACGUGCACGAUGCCUCAGACCAUGGUGAUUACACUGAAGCGGCCCCAGAGGGCGCGCUCAAGCACGGCGCGGGGGAAUCGGGCCACCUGGUGGACGCACCGGCCGUGGCCCCGCUGGCGAUGAAGUCGGAACACUAUUCGGACGACUUCGAGGACGGCGACGCGUACGCCGAGGACUUCGAGGACCACGACAGCCUCGCGCCGUCAGCGGAGGACCGGGCCGCGUCCGGCGCGCCCGGCACCCCUGCCGCAGACCACGCCGUGCUGCGGGAGGCCGUUGAGGAUGCCAGCGCGAGCGAGGACGCGUACUCGGAGGACUUCGAGAGCCUCGCGGCCAGCAGGCGCGGGACCGCCCGCACGCAGGUCGAAGCGGCGCCCACCGACGCUGUUGCGGCGAGCCCCGCUCCCGCCAGCGAGGGCUCGGGCGAGGACGAGGGCGAGGACGCGUAUUCCGACGACUUCGAGAGCUUCGUGGCCACGCGGCGCAUGACCGCGAACCUCGCGGAGCCCUCCGGCGGCGAUGCGGAGGGCGCGCACGACGCCGCAGCGCCCGGCGACUUGCAGGGUGCGCACCCGGCCGCCCCGGCGAGCCCGGAGCCUGCCGCUGCGCCCGCGGAGGACCCUGAGGACGAGGCGCCCGCUGCGAAGGCGGCCGCGCCCGAGCCCGUGCUGGCGGCGCCGCUCGAGACCCCCCCCCCUGACAGCGAGACGCCGACGCCGAUCCGGGAGCGCCGCGACGCGUCGGGGGGGCGCGCGUCGCUCCCGCUGACGCCAGAGGGCUCGUCCGGGUCGAUGCCGGAGUGGUUCAAGAUGACGAUGGAAGGCGGGGCCGCCGACCCCACGCCUGACGUCAUCGAAGUGGCCGACUCCCCCCCCGCGGUGGGCGAGAUCCCCCCGAUCGCCGAGGAGCCCGACGCCGAGGCGGGCCCACUCGAGAGCUCCGCGGGCAGCGCCGCGCCGCGCACGUCCGGCGCGCCGGUCGGCGCGAUGUGCGCCGUCGACCUGGACGGCACCGGCGCGUCGCUGGCGCUGCCGUGGGAGCAGCCGGGGACCCCGGGCGACGCGGGGGCGAUGGAGCCGCGCACGCUCGCGUUCGCGGAGGGCGGCGACGAGUGGGACCCCGUUGCGACGGGUGGCGUGGCCGCAAGCGCGGGAGAGGAGGGGGGGUCGCGUGGGACGCCCCCGGGGUCGCCUGGGAACUGGGUGGACAUCGCGCUGGGGGCGGCGGGGCCUGCUGGUGUCGAGGCGGUGCCGUCGCCGGUUCCGGCGGCGCAGGCGUCGCGCGAGGGCAGUGCUGGCGCGGACAGCGACGUGCUGCGCAGCGGCGAGGUGCCGUGGGAGGCGUCGGGGCGCUCCGCCGGGUGGGCGUCGCUUGGCAACGCGAGCACGGCGAUCGACGCCGCGGUGGACAGUAUGGUCGACGCGGCGGCGUACGCUCCGUCGAACUUCGAACCUGCACACCCGGAGGACGAUGACGAGGAGGGCGUCAUGCGGGACGACAGCCGAGCGCUGGACAGCGCGGCCUCGCAGGCGGGUAGCAAGCGCAGCUCGGAGCACAGCGCCGCGGCGGACUCCCCCGAGCGGCUGCCCUGGGAGCCGUCGGACGCGUCGCCGCCCCCGCGUGCGUCGUCUGCCGGCAGCGGCGCCUCCCCUGCCGCGUCGCCCGCCAGCGGCGAGCCGUCGGAGGUGCGGACGCCCGCGCCCGCCGUGGAAGCAGCGGGCCCGGCGGACGUCGCGGAGUCCCCGGCGUACGUGGUGCCGACCGCGGCGCCCACGCCUGCACCGGCGCCCGUCGCCGCCGUCGCGUCCCCCGCGCCGCGCACGCCCGAGGAGGCAGUGGCUACGGCUGCGCCGAUGGAGGAGCGGGCGCCGGCGGCGACGCCCGCGCCGGUGACGCCACAGGAGGAGGUGGUGGCACAAACACGCUCCGCCGUCGCGUCGCCGUCGCCGCCGCACAGCCCCGUCGCGGACGCGGAGCUCCCCGCGGAGACGUCCGGCGCCGCUGCCGACACAGACGCGAGCGAGGCGGGCUCGCCGGACGCGGGGGCGUCGCGGCACGCGCCGACGGACGAAGGCGGCAACAGCACGCGCCCGCAGAGCCGCCUCGCGAGCCACGUGCUCGACUCCGGCCCCUCCACGCGCGACAACUCCCGCCCCGUGUCCGCGAUGGGGCACUCCCGCGACGCCAAGCCGCCUGCGGCGCGCGCCGACGCCCCGCCGCAGCCGCGGGCACCCAAGCCCACGGGGGCGCGCGCGCCGCCGUUGCCUGCGCGCGGGCCCGCGCGGCCGCGCGCCGCCGCCAAACCGGAGCCUCGCAACCGCCUCCCGCUGCACGUCGCGUCGCGCGGCGCGCCGGGGCUGUACGAGCGCCAGGGCCACGAGACGCGCCUGGGGCAUGCGUCGGACGCCCCGCCGCCGAUCGCGGGCAUGCCGGCGCGGCGGCAGCUCGAGCAGGAACAGUCGGAGAUUACGCGCGCCAUGUGCCGCGAGAUCGACGCGAUCGCGCGGGGCGCGCCCCCGCCGCGGCGGCGCGCGGGGGGCCCGCAGGUGAUCAACGCGGUGGUGCGGAGGGCCGCGGAGGAGGCGGCGGUGAGGCUGAAGGCCGCUGCGCCGCCCAAGGUCGCGUCGCUGAAGCCGUACCGCGCGUCCGCGCAGCGGUUCGAGGAGGUGCGCAAGCAGCGGCGGGAGGCAGCACCCGCAGCGCGCAGCUACGACAGGCCGAUGAGGCGGCCGGCGGCGGCGCAGCACGGGCACGCGCCCGCGGCGCGCAGCCCGCCGCGGCGUGCGAAUGUCACGCCGGCGCCGCGCGUGCUGGUCCCGGGGACGCCCGCGGCGACGUUGCGCGGGGCGGGGGUGUCUCCCGGGACCCCCACGGAGGAGUACGGCAGCGGCGGGCCGGGGGGGCGGUCGCCUGGGCGGACGCCGCCGAGCGUGUCGUCCAAGGUCGUGCCGCGGCCGUGGUGGGCCGAGGGCGGGCCGGGCGAGCCGCUCGUGUCUCCACAACAAGUGAUGCGGGCGUCGAUCGAGCGGGGGACGCUGGGGUCGACGAAACCGGGACGCAGCGAGGCGCGGGAGGCAAUGAGGAAGUUGUACCAGGAGCGGUUCCAGGGGGCGUUCGAGGAGGCCGUGAGGCGCCCGCUGCGGUUCGACAGCGGCUCGGCCAGGCGCCCCGGGAGCGCGGCGGCGCGCGCGACCAAGAACAUCAUCAAGGUCAAUCUGAUCCUCGGGGGCGUGGAGCGCGGCGCGGCGCCGGGGACGCACUGCGUGCUCUGCGGGCGUCCGUGCACGGGCAAGGCGUGCGACUCGCAGUGCUCCUUGACGCAGUUCGUACACCGGGAGCAUGCCGCGCCCCGCUGCGAUUGA
This is a messenger RNA of Pedinophyceae sp. YPF-701, 3414 nucleotides long. The record is from the annotation of a GenBank genome assembly. NCBI's taxonomy places the organism in Eukaryota, Viridiplantae, Chlorophyta, Pedinophyceae.